Molecule: messenger RNA, 1053 nt
Organism: Mya arenaria
Lineage: Eukaryota; Metazoa; Mollusca; Bivalvia; Myida; Myidae
Exons: 6
Coding region: 1-1053 (350 amino acids)
Molecular function (GO): protein binding
Source: RefSeq, a predicted model, not a curated record
AUGUUGACAAAAAGAAGAGUUGAAAUUGCUUUAACUUUUUUGAUUCUCUUUGUUUCUUUGUCCAUGGGAUUUUACCUAAUUUCGGAUUACUAUAUGGACGACAGUUGGGCGGCGUCAUUAGGGCAGGUGUGUGGGAAGACGGCUAAGGACGAUUCACUUUAUUUGAACUCGCAUCUGAAUCAUCUCAAGAUCGUGGACUAUUCUGACAAUAUCCAGUGCACGACACAACUGGAUGCGGGAAGACAACAUGACGCGAGGUACAAGAUUGAGAUCAAACGUUUUGACCUGGAAUACACACAUAACUGCACGGGCGACUAUCUGGAGAUCUAUAACACCAACCUUGCAAACAUCAGUUCAACGGUACCAGAUGGAAGGUUUUGUGGGGAUAAAGGACUCCUACCGAAAACGAGCUGGAUUGCGAGCAGCCAGUACGUUGUUUUCAAGUUCAGGACGGAUUACAAUGUGGGAAAGAAUGGUUUUAGGAUUCUGGCAACUAGAACAAUUCCUGCACCAUGUCCUGAGGACUACUUUCAUUGUCGAGCGGAGAAUCGAUGCAUUGACCAUCGUCUAAAUUGUGAUGGUACCCCACACUGUGAUGACGAAGAAGACGAAACGGAUUGCUCGUUUUGGGAGAAGAUCAUAGGCGCCGUUUUUGCGCUAGGCGUUUCUGGCAUAGUCGGUAUUGUUUUUAUCUGCAUUGUUGGCUGUACGGGAAUUGGCGUGGGAAUAUGUGUAUGUACAUGCUGUCGGAAACGAUGCGCGCGCAUAUGUUGCAAAACACGUGAUAACAAGGUGGGACACAACUUGAAUGGAACUGAAACUCUGACCAUUGAUGACGAAAGGGCGAGCCAAACUCCGAAUUCACCGACCCAAAAGUCCAUUAAAACGUUGGGACCUACGCCGUCCUGCAAGUCUGAAUCCUUGCCCAUGCAAGACCUUCCCCCAACAACCAACUCGGGGAAUGGACGCGCAGGUGCCAAGCAGAGUCUCGGGGGUGGGAUGGGCGGUGAAAAUGGGAGCAGGGACAGUCCGUCUAUCCCCAUGGUUGAUUAA